AUGUGUUACCGUACCCUUCCCUCCAUGUGUGUGACCUCGCUGGUCCAUCGCAGGCCCAACGUGUGCGGAUCCAGGUUCCACUCCUACUGCUGCCCGGGAUGGAAGACGCUUCCUGGAGGAAACCAGUGCAUUGUCCCAAUUUGUAGAAAUAGUUGUGGAGAUGGAUUUUGUUCCCGUCCCAACAUGUGCACCUGUUCCAGCGGCCAGAUAUCACCAGCCUGUGGAUCGAAAUCAAUUCAGCAGUGCAACGUUAGGUGCCUGAAUGGAGGGACCUGCACAGAUGACCAUUGCCAGUGCCAGAAGGGAUAUAUUGGAACUUACUGUGGACAACCCGUCUGCGAAAAUGGAUGUCAGAAUGGUGGGCGCUGUAUUGGACCCAACCGCUGCGCUUGUGUUUAUGGAUUCACUGGUCCGCAGUGUGAAAGAGAUUACAGGACAGGCCCUUGUUUCACUCAGGUCAACAACCAGAUGUGCCAAGGGCAGCUGACAGGCAUUGUCUGCACGAAGACUCUAUGCUGUGCCACCAUCGGACGGGCCUGGGGCCACCCCUGUGAGAUGUGUCCUGCCCAGCCUCAGCCCUGCCGACGGGGCUUUAUCCCCAACAUCCGCACCGGAGCUUGCCAAGAUGUUGAUGAGUGCCAGGCUAUUCCUGGGAUAUGCCAGGGAGGAAACUGCAUCAAUACAGUGGGCUCUUUUGAAUGCAAAUGCCCUGCUGGCCACAAGCAGAGUGAAACUACUCAGAAAUGUGAAGACAUCGAUGAGUGCAGCGUCAUUCCUGGGAUAUGUGUGACUGGCGAAUGUUCCAACACCGUGGGAAGCUAUUUUUGCGUUUGUCCACGUGGAUAUGUAACCUCAACAGAUGGCUCUCGGUGCAUCGAGGAAUAUCGCAGACUCUGCAUGGAUGGACUUCCGAUAGGAGGGAUCCCAGGGAGUGCUGGUUCCAGACCUGGAGGCAGUGGGGGGAAUGGCUUUGCCCCAGGUGGCAACGGCAAUGGCUAUGGCCCAGGAGGGACAGGCUUCAUCCCCAUCCCUGGAGGCAAUGGCUUUUCUCCUGGAGUUGGGGGAGCUGGUGUAGGGGCCGGGGGACAGGGGCCCAUCAUCACUGGACUAACUAUUCUGAACCAGACAAUAGAUAUCUGUAAGCAUCAUGCUAAUCUCUGUUUAAAUGGACGCUGCAUACCUACUGUGUCUAGCUACCGAUGUGAAUGCAACAUGGGGUACAAGCAGGAUUCAAAUGGGGACUGCAUAGAUGUUGAUGAAUGCACAUCAAAUCCCUGCACUAAUGGAGAUUGUGUUAACACACCUGGAUCCUAUUAUUGUAAAUGUCAUGCUGGAUUCCAGAGGACUCCUACUAAGCAAGCGUGCAUUGAUAUUGAUGAGUGCAUCCAGAAUGGGGUCCUUUGUAAAAACGGUCGAUGUGUGAACACAGAUGGAAGUUUCCAGUGCAUUUGCAAUGCCGGCUUUGAACUAACUACAGAUGGAAAAAACUGUGUUGACCAUGAUGAGUGUACGACCACCAACAUGUGUUUGAACGGCAUGUGCAUUAAUGAAGACGGUAGCUUCAAGUGCAUCUGCAGACCAGGCUUUGUCUUGGCUCCAAAUGGGCGUUACUGUACUGAUGUUGACGAAUGCCAGACCCCAGGCAUCUGCAUGAAUGGGCACUGCAUCAACAACGAAGGCUCCUUCCGCUGCGACUGUCCCCCAGGCCUGGCUGUGGGCGUGGACGGACGUGUGUGCGUUGAUACUCACAUGCGCAGUACAUGCUACGGCGGGAUCAAGAAGGGAGCGUGUGUCCGUCCUUUCCCCGGCGCGGUGACCAAGUCAGAAUGCUGCUGUGCCAACCCAGACUAUGGUUUUGGAGAGCCCUGCCAGCCCUGCCCGGCAAAAAAUUCAGCUGAAUUCCAUGGUCUUUGUAGCAGUGGAGUAGGGAUCACUGUGGAUGGAAGAGAUAUCAAUGAAUGUGCUUUGGAUCCCGAUAUAUGUGCGAACGGAAUUUGCGAGAAUGUACGUGGCAGUUACCGUUGUAAUUGCAACAGCGGCUAUGAGCCCGACGCCUCUGGAAGACUCUGUGUCGACAUCGAUGAGUGCUUGGUAAACAGGCUGCUCUGUGACAAUGGCCUGUGCAGAAACACGCCCGGAAGUUACAGUUGCACGUGCCCACCUGGGUAUGUGUUCAGGACUGAGACGGAGACGUGUGAAGAUAUAAACGAAUGUGAAAGCAACCCAUGUGUCAAUGGGGCCUGCAGGAACAACCUUGGAUCUUUCAAUUGCGAAUGUUCUCCUGGCAGCAAACUCAGCUCAACGGGAUUGAUCUGUAUUGACAGCCUGAAAGGGACGUGUUGGCUCAACAUCCAGGACAACCGCUGUGAGGUGAACAUUAACGGGGCCACUCUGAAGUCCGAAUGCUGCGCCACGCUCGGAGCCGCCUGGGGCAGCCCCUGCGAGCGGUGUGAACUAGAUGCAGCUUGCCCAAGAGGCUUUGCCAGGAUUAAAGGUGUUUCUUGUGAAGACGUUAACGAGUGUGAGGUAUUUCCUGGCGUUUGUCCAAAUGGACGCUGUGUCAAUAGCAAAGGGUCUUUUCAUUGUGAGUGCCCUGAAGGCCUUACAUUGGAUGGAACUGGACGAGUGUGUCUCGACAUCCGCAUGGAGCAGUGUUACUUGAAGUGGGACGAAGAUGAAUGUGUCCAUCCUGUUCCUGGAAAGUUCCGCAUGGAUGCCUGCUGCUGUGCGGUUGGGGCAGCUUGGGGCACUGAGUGUGAGGAGUGCCCCAAACCUGGCACCAAGGAGUAUGAGACCCUGUGUCCCCGGGGGCCAGGCUUUGCCAACAGAGGGGACGUUCUAACAGGGCGGCCAUUUUAUAAAGAUAUCAAUGAAUGCAAAGCUUUUCCUGGCAUGUGCACCUUUGGGAAGUGCAGAAAUACCAUUGGGAGUUUCAAGUGCCGUUGUAACAGUGGCUUUGCCCUAGACGUGGAGGAGAGAAACUGCACAGACAUUGACGAGUGCAGGAUUUCUCCUGACCUCUGUGGGAGUGGAAUCUGUGUCAACACGCCCGGCAGCUUUGAGUGUGAGUGUUUCGAAGGCUACGAAAGUGGGUUCAUGAUGAUGAAGAACUGCAUGGACAUUGACGAAUGUGAACGUAACCCUCUCCUUUGUAGGGGUGGCACCUGUGUGAACACGGAGGGCAGCUUUCAGUGUGACUGCCCACUAGGACACGAGCUGUCACCGUCACGUGAGGACUGUGUGGAUAUAAAUGAAUGCUCCCUGAGCGACAAUCUGUGUAGAAAUGGAAAGUGUGUGAACAUGAUUGGAACCUAUCAGUGCUCCUGUAACGCGGGAUACCAGGCCACACCAGACAGGCAGGGCUGCACAGAUAUUGACGAGUGCAUGAUAAUGAACGGAGGGUGUGACACGCGGUGCACUAACUCAGAAGGCAGCUACGAGUGCAGCUGCAGCGAGGGCUACGCCCUGAUGCCAGACGGGAGGUCCUGCGCAGAUAUUGACGAGUGUGAAAAUAAUCCUGACAUCUGUGACGGGGGGCAGUGUACCAACAUUCCUGGAGAGUACCGCUGUCUGUGCUAUGAUGGCUUCAUGGCUUCAAUGGACAUGAAGACAUGCAUUGAUGUGAAUGAGUGUGACUUGAAUUCAAACAUCUGCAUGUUUGGGGAAUGUGAGAACACCAAGGGAUCCUUCAUUUGCCACUGUCAGCUGGGUUAUUCCGUCAAGAAGGGGACCACAGGAUGCACAGACGUGGACGAGUGUGAAAUCGGUGCCCACAACUGUGACAUGCACGCCUCCUGUCUCAACGUCCCAGGAAGCUUCCGGUGCAGCUGCAGAGAAGGCUGGGUUGGAAAUGGCAUCAAAUGUAUUGAUCUGGAUGAAUGUUCGAACGGAACCCACCAAUGUAGCAUCAAUGCUCAGUGUGUUAACACCCCAGGCUCCUACCGGUGUGCCUGCUCCGAAGGGUUCACUGGAGACGGCUUUACCUGUUCAGAUGUCGAUGAGUGCGCCGAAAACAUAAAUCUCUGCGAGAACGGACAGUGCCUCAACGUCCCGGGUGCAUAUCGCUGCGAGUGUGAGAUGGGCUUCACUCCAGCCUCUGACAGCAGGUCCUGCCAAGAUAUUGAUGAAUGCUCCUUCCAAAAUAUUUGUGUGUUUGGAACAUGUAAUAAUUUGCCUGGAAUGUUCCAUUGUAUCUGUGAUGACGGUUAUGAAUUGGACAGAACUGGAGGAAAUUGUACAGACAUUGAUGAAUGUGCAGAUCCCAUAAACUGUGUCAACGGCCUGUGUGUCAACACCCCUGGUCGCUAUGAGUGUAACUGCCCCCCGGACUUCCAGCUGAACCCCACUGGAGUGGGCUGUGUUGACAACCGAGUGGGCAACUGCUACCUGAAGUUCGGCCCUCGAGGAGACGGGAGUCUGUCCUGCAACACCGAGAUUGGGGUGGGCGUCAGUCGCUCCUCGUGCUGCUGCUCCCUGGGGAAGGCCUGGGGGAACCCCUGCGAGACGUGCCCCCCUGUCAACAGCACUGAAUAUUAUACCCUGUGUCCCGGAGGAGAGGGCUUCAGACCUAACCCCAUCACAAUCAUCUUAGAAGAUAUCGAUGAAUGCCAGGAGUUACCAGGCCUCUGCCAGGGCGGAAACUGCAUCAACACUUUUGGGAGCUUCCAGUGCGAGUGCCCGCAAGGCUACUACCUCAGCGAGGAAACCCGCAUCUGUGAGGACAUCGAUGAGUGUUUCACACGUCCUGGCGCCUGCGGGCCCGGCACCUGCUACAACACGCUGGGAAAUUACACCUGCAUCUGCCCGCCUGAGUACAUGCAGGCCGACGGAGGCCACAGCUGCAUGGACAUGAGAAAAAGUUUUUGUUACCGGAGCUAUAAUGGAACCACUUGUGAGAAUGAAUUGCCUUUCAACGUGACAAAGAGGAUGUGCUGCUGCACGUACAAUGUGGGGAAAGCCUGGAAUAAGCCCUGUGAGCCGUGCCCAACACCCGGGACAGCUGACUUUAAGACCAUAUGUGGAAAUAUCCCUGGCUUCACCUUUGACAUUCACACUGGAAAAGCUGUUGACAUUGAUGAAUGUAAAGAGAUCCCAGGCAUUUGCGCCAACGGCGUGUGCAUCAACCAGAUCGGCAGUUUCCGCUGCGAAUGCCCUACGGGCUUCAGUUACAACGACCUGCUCCUGGUCUGUGAAGAUAUUGACGAGUGCAGCAAUGGUGACAAUCUGUGCCAGCGGAACGCAGACUGCCUCAACAGCCCGGGCAGCUACCGCUGCGCGUGUGCCGCCGGCUUCAAACUGUCCCCCAACGGAGCCUGCGUAGACCGCAACGAGUGUUUAGAAAUUCCUAAUGUUUGCAGUCAUGGCCUGUGUGUUGAUUUGCAAGGAAGUUACCAGUGCAUCUGCCACAAUGGCUUUAAGGCUUCCCAGGACCAGACCAUGUGCAUGGAUGUUGAUGAGUGUGAGCGGCAUCCGUGUGGAAACGGAACUUGCAAAAACACGGUUGGAUCCUAUAACUGUCUCUGCUACCCGGGGUUUGAACUCACUCAUAAUAAUGAUUGUCUGGACAUAGAUGAGUGCAGUUCCUUUUUUGGUCAGGUGUGCAGAAAUGGACGGUGUUUUAAUGAAAUUGGCUCCUUCAAGUGUUUAUGUAACGAAGGUUAUGAACUUACUCCAGAUGGCAAGAACUGUAUCGAUACUAAUGAGUGUGUUGCCCUUCCUGGCUCUUGUUCUCCUGGCACCUGUCAGAAUUUGGAGGGAUCCUUCAGGUGCAUCUGUCCCCCGGGGUAUGAAGUGAAAAGUGAGAACUGCAUCGACAUAAACGAAUGUGAGGAAGAUCCCAACAUCUGUCUGUUUGGUUCCUGCACCAACACCCCUGGGGGCUUCCAGUGCAUCUGCCCCCCUGGCUUUGUUUUGUCUGAUAAUGGACGGAGAUGCUUUGAUACCCGCCAGAGCUUCUGCUUCACCAACUUCGAAAAUGGAAAGUGCUCUGUGCCCAAGGCCUUCAACACCACCAAGGCAAAAUGCUGCUGUAGUAAAAUGCCGGGAGAGGGCUGGGGGGACCCCUGUGAGCUGUGCCCCAAAGAUGAUGAAGUUGCAUUCCAGGACUUGUGUCCAUACGGCCACGGAACUGUUCCGAGUCUGCAUGACACCCGUGAAGAUGUCAACGAGUGCCUUGAGAGCCCAGGCAUUUGUUCGAACGGCCAGUGUAUCAAUACGGACGGCUCUUUCCGCUGUGAGUGUCCGAUGGGCUACAACCUUGAUUACACUGGCGUGCGCUGCGAGGAUACUGACGAAUGUUCCAUCGGCAACCCAUGUGGGAAUGGGACAUGCACCAAUGUUAUUGGGAGUUUUGAAUGUAAUUGCAAUGAAGGUUUUGAGCCAGGGCCCAUGAUGAAUUGUGAAGAUAUCAACGAGUGUGCCCAGAACCCGCUGCUCUGUGCUUUUCGCUGCAUGAACACCUUCGGGUCCUAUGAAUGCACCUGUCCAAUUGGCUACGCCCUCAGGGCAGACCAGAAGAUGUGCAAAGAUCUGGAUGAGUGUGCCGAAGGGCUCCAUGACUGUGAAUCUAGAGGCAUGAUGUGCAAGAAUCUGAUCGGCACCUUCAUGUGCAUCUGCCCGCCUGGGAUGACCCGACGGCCUGAUGGGGAAGGCUGCGUAGAUGAAAAUGAAUGCAGGACCAAGCCAGGAAUUUGUGAAAACGGGCGCUGUGUUAACACUGUCGGGAGCUACAGAUGUGAGUGUAGUGAAGGAUUUCAGUCAAGUUCCUCAGGCACUGAAUGCCUUGACAAUCGACAGGGACUCUGCUUUGCAGAGGUGUUGCAGACCAUGUGUCAGAUGGCGUCCAGCAGCCGCAACCUCGUCACGAAGUCUGAAUGCUGCUGUGACGGGGGGCGGGGCUGGGGUCACCAGUGUGAGCUUUGCCCGCUUCCGGGAACCGCCCAUUACAAAAAGAUAUGUCCUCAUGGCCCGGGAUAUGCCACCGAUGGGAGAGAUAUUGAUGAAUGCAAGGUCAUGCCAAACCUCUGCAGCAACGGUCAGUGCAUCAACACGAUGGGCUCGUUCCGAUGCUUCUGCAAGGUGGGCUACACCACGGACAUCAGCGGCACCUCGUGCGGAGACCUUGAUGAGUGUUCCCAGUCCCCGAAGCCGUGCAACUUCAUCUGCAAGAACACGGAGGGGAGCUACCAGUGCUCGUGCCCCCGGGGGUACGUCCUGCAGGAGGAUGCCAAGACCUGCAAAGACCUUGAUGAAUGUCAGACCAAACAGCACAACUGCCAGUUCCUCUGCGUCAACACCCUGGGAGGGUUUACCUGUAAAUGCCCACCUGGCUUCACGCAGCACCACACCGCUUGUAUUGACAACAACGAAUGUGGCUCUCAGCCUUCACUCUGCGGAGCAAAGGGAAUCUGUCAGAACACGCCUGGAAGUUUCAGCUGUGAAUGCCAAAGAGGGUUCUCGCUUGAUGCCACUGGACUGAACUGUGAAGAUGUGGAUGAAUGUGAUGGAAACCACAGGUGCCAGCAUGGCUGCCAGAACAUCCUGGGAGGCUACCGCUGCGGCUGCCCGCAAGGGUACAUCCAGCACUACCAGUGGAACCAGUGCGUCGACGAGAACGAGUGCUCCAACCCCGGCGCGUGCGGCUCCGCCUCCUGCUACAACACGCUGGGCGGCUACAAGUGCGUCUGCCCCUCGGGCUUCUCCUUCGACCAGUUCUCCAGCGCCUGCCACGACGUCAACGAGUGCUCGUCCUCCAAGAACCCCUGCAGCUACGGCUGCUCCAACACGGAAGGCGGCUACCUCUGCGGCUGCCCGCCCGGCUACUUCCGGGUGGGACAGGGCCACUGUGUCUCAGGAAUGGGAUUUAACAAAGGGCAGUACCUGGCCCUGGACGCGGAGGUGGACGAGGAAAAUGCCCUGUCCCCGGAAGCAUGCUAUGAGUGCAAAAUCAACGGCUACUCCAAGAAAGAUGGCCGGCAGAAGAGAAACGUUGGUGACCCAGAGCCCACUGCCGUGGACCACGUCAGCCUGGAGAGCGUCGACAUGGAGAGCCCCCUGAAAAUGAAGUUCAACCUCUCGGGCCUUGGCUCCAAGGAGCACAUCCUGGAACUCAUGCCCGCCAUCGAGCCCCUCAACAACCACAUCCGCUAUGUCAUCUCCCACGGCAACGACGAGGGCGUCUUCCGCAUCCACCAACGGAACGGGCUCAGCUACUUGCACACGGCCCGGCGGAGGCUCGCGCCCGGCACGUACACACUGGAGAUCACCAGCGUCCCUCUCUACAAGAAGGAGGAGCUGAGGAACCUGGAAGACCACAAUGAGGAUGACUACCUCGUAGGGGAGCUCGGGGAGGCCCUCAGAAUGAGGCUGCAGAUUCAGCUCUACUAGCCCCUGACAGACUCGGUUCCAGGCUCAAAUCCCCGCACAGCCAGCCUGCAGAAGCCUGAGAAGUCCAGGACUCAUUUAACGGGGAGUGGGGGGAAGACAACUGUGGUUUCUUUCUCCCUGUCUCAGACUGCAGAAUGUUGACCCUCACAGGGAGGGAUGAUUGAGACUCUGGUAUGGCCAAAGAUUUGAGUACAAAGGCAACCGUGGUUACUGUAUUUUUUAUAUAACUUCACUUUAAAAUAUAUUAAAAAAAAAAAACUAAAACAAAAUGUUCAAGAGAUCAGCAUAUGGCACUAAAUGCACAAAAAUAAUGUGAGCUUUUUUUUUC
This is a messenger RNA of Suricata suricatta (meerkat), 8713 nucleotides long. It is a transcript of the gene FBN2, whose product is annotated as fibrillin 2. The record is from RefSeq and is a predicted model, not a curated record. Gene Ontology annotation, molecular function: calcium ion binding. The transcript has 63 exons. Lineage: Eukaryota; Metazoa; Chordata; Mammalia; Carnivora; Herpestidae. The coding region runs from base 1 to 8385 and encodes 2794 amino acids.